AUGGCUGAUAUAUCAAAAGAAGGGCGUAUGCAAUUAGCACUUGAAGCCUAUAAGAAAGGUCUUUUUCCAUCAAAAACUGCAGCUGCCAAAGCUUUUGACGUGCCUCCAAGGACCUUUAUGACACGUGUUAAUGGGACUACUGCUCGCAAAGAUUCAACUGCAAAUUGUCGCAAAUUGACAGAUACUGAAGAAUCUACACUUUUAGCAUGGAUUCUUGAUAUGGACCGACGUGGUUUACCUCCACGAAUAUCAACAGUACGCUAUCUAGCGCAAUUGUUGCUUUCUGCGCGGUUAUCUUCACCUCAAGAAGCUUCUAUUGGGGAGAACUGGGUAAACCGGUUUAUCAAGCGCCAUAAAGAACUUUGCUCUAAAUACAGCCGAAAGUACGAUUAUCAGCGAGCUAAAUGCGAAGAUCCAGAGCUUAUUAAGGGCUGGUUUACACGUUUCAUGAUGCUAUUCAGAAUGAAUGCAACUGGAUGGGCCUUGCCUCCACAGAUUAUUCUUGCUGCAAAGAACCAUCAAUCCCAAUGGUAUAAGGUUGUCCCAAAGGAUUACCGAAUCAGCACCAGUGAGAAUGGCUGGACAAAUGAUGAAUUAGGCCUUGAAUGGCUUCAAGAGAUGUUUGAAAAGCAUACAGCUUCUCUCCAUCAACGUGCUUUAUCCUUAUCAAAUAUUCAAAGCGGAUUUGCAGCAACUGGCCUGGUUCCAUUAUCACCUGAAAGAGUGCUUUCGAAGCUUCAUAUCCAGUUGAAAACACCAACACCACCUUCUACAGCACAUAGCAAUCAAUCUUUUAAUGGCCCAGGCAAAACUCCAGCUAAUAUAUGUCAACUGGACCAGCAAAAGAAGCGAAUUCAACAUCUCCGCAGUCAUCAAACAGUGUCUCCUUCCACACUGGAACAGGCAGUUGAUAAGGUGAUCAAAAGCGCAGAGAUCACCAUGCAGAAUGCUAUCCUAUUGCAGCAAGAAGUUAAUCAACUUCGUGCAGCAAAUCAGCGUCUAAAAAGGAAGACGAGAGGCAUCAAGAUACUUUAUAGCAACUGGUGGUAG
This is a messenger RNA of Rasamsonia emersonii CBS 393.64, 1050 nucleotides long. Its product is annotated as Transposase Tan1. Gene Ontology annotation, molecular function: DNA binding. Lineage: Eukaryota; Fungi; Ascomycota; Eurotiomycetes; Eurotiales; Trichocomaceae. Bases 1 to 1050 code for a protein of 349 amino acids. The transcript is spliced from 3 exons. The record is from RefSeq and is a predicted model, not a curated record. Gene Ontology annotation, cellular component: nucleus.